AUGGCCAUGGCUGUGAUGAGGGCCAGGAUAAAAAGCCAAGGUGCGUGCCUCAGCUCGGGAAUGCGCUGGCGUUGCUCAUUGCAGUGGCCGAGCACGGAGUCCCUGUCCGCCGCCCACGAGUUUUCGCGAGGAGUUCCCGGUCGGAAGGACCGCAACGGCGCACCGGCAUCGAGCCAGCGCUGGUUGCAUGCUGGAGUCGCCUUGCGUGCCAGGGCUGCACGAGAGGACAACAAUGCCGAGGACCGGCUCGAUCUCGAGGAGGUGGUCGCAGAAGCCGCCAGGGUGCUGGAGGACAACGGCGCGCUGAAAGAGACCAAAGCCGUCUUGCGAAAAGCGCAGAAGAUAUAUCCAGGGAAGUGGACCCUUUCAGGGCUGAAAGACGAGUUGCAACAAAAACUGCGCGAGUUUGUGGAGGAGGCCAAAGCAGCCUCAAAGGGCUUGAAAGAGGACCUGCUCCUGCAGCAGCUGAAGCUUGCGAUCGCGCAGCAAGAAGCUGCCCAGGAGCAGGAAGUUAAAGCCGUUGCCGGAUUGGAGAAGGCGGAGGACUCAGGCACCAAGGAGGAGGUGGAGAAGGCGGAGGAGCAGGUGGAGAAGGCGGAGAAGAAGGUGGAGAAGGCGGCGAAGAAGGUGGAGAAGGCGGAGAGGAAGGUGGAGAGGGCGAUGAAGGAGGUCAAGGCGGCGAAGGCAAGCGGCCGGACGAAGGAGUCCGAGGCUGUGCAGAACGUCAGGGAGGCGAAGGAGCAUGUGGAAAAGCUGGUUGAGAAGUUUGCGGGGCCGGAGUAUUGGGCACGCCCGACACCACGCUUUCGGAAGUAUGUGCGAGGCGAGAGGCUCACUUGGCCUGGAACAGACUUGCCCUGCCCGGGUGAGUUCCCAAACGUUUCCCAGAUAGAUGAUGGCCGGACCACAGCGUUCGGCAUUAGCAACGCCUUUGGCACCGGGAAGACGGAGGUUGCGAUCCGGAGUGCCGAGAUGACCUGCGCAGCGGAGCCUGGCUUGAGAGUCGCUUACAUCUCUUUCAGCAAUGGAUAUUGGGCUUUGACUGACUCCGCUUUGGACGACAGCAUCAGGGAAAAGAGGGGCAGCCAGGUGGUGUUCCGAUGCAGCAAGUACUGCGGCCUAUGGCUCAUGGCAGGGAUAUGGGCAACGCGGGUCAUUGAGAACGAGGUGCAGGGCAAUUCGGAACUCUUCCAAGCAAUUGUUGGAGCUUACAUGGGAAAUCCUCAGUGGAAGCUUCCUGACUAUCGUGAAGAAACCGAUGCCAAACUAAUCGUCAUUCUUGACGAGGUGCAGAGGUUCAGCUUCAGCGCACUGGAAAGCCUUGUUACCAUGAUCAUUGUGCCGUCAAAGACUCGCAUGAGUCUUGUGGUUGGUGCUUUUUCACCGUCCUUUUUGACAUCUGGCAAUCGACUGCGCGAUAUAAGGCUGCCAGUAUUAGCAGAGGAUGACAUGGAGCAGAUUUUCCAGGACAGGAUUCCAGGUGCGCGGAUCAAUUUCGAAGGAGUGUCAUUGCCGGGGCUCUUCGGCGGCUGUGUGCGGCCGCUAGCCAGUUGGUCCUCUGCAAAAGAGGAGCUUGAAAUGAACCAGGACCCCACCCAGUCCUGUCUUCGCCAAUAUCAGGAGGUUGCGUCCAAGUACUGGACGACGGCGGACCUCUUUCAGGCGGCCGUUGCGGAUGUGCCCAUCCGCUCUGAGAUGCUGAAAACUGCAUUUAUGCAGAACAGCCUGAGUCUCGGUGCCGCCUUCGUCUUACCCAAAGACGGGCAUUUCCUUGUUUCGCUGCCACCCUUGCAGAUUGCGGCAGGCCAGUUCGAACUUCCAACUGAGAUAGAUAAGGGCACUCAAAGGAAAGUUCGUUACACACUGACGGAUUUUUGCUCACCUACGUGGACGCAGUUCGAGGAGCUCACGGGCAUCGCGCCAGCUUUGCGAGUUGCUGCGUUGUCACAAACCAACACGGGCUUGAUUCUUGGUGGCCAUACCGUUCUGCAGCAUGUCUUUGGAAGCGGGGCCUCCAAUACCAAGGCCCAGGAACUGCUCAGAAAAAAUGUGAGGGAGGAUCUCGCAGUGCGUUGGGUCAGAGGUGGCAGAGAUGUGGCAGAAGUGAACUUUUCUCAGCUCAGUUGUCAUGCUGGCGAGAAGGUGCUGUUGACCAUUAGCAUGGCCGCAGAUCACGAUUCGAACUUCGACCACUUCCUCAUUGUCCCGCUGGACAAUGGCGAGAAGCUCAUGUUCUGCUUAGAUGCAAAAUUUAGCGUGGAGGGUGUGAAGACGGACUUGAACUUCCAGCAAGACCUUCAGCCCAAGCUGAAGGGAUUCUCAGCAAUGAACCUUCCAACAAGUUGGCAUACUGUGGUCCUUAUCUUGUCGAAUCGCAGGAUCACCAAAGGACAAGCAAGACGUGUAAAGAAUUCUGCAGAGGCACCGCUAAUCGCAGCAGGGGCGGAGCACCUGCAGCGCGUGCUGUCGUCCUCUUUGGUCCCACCAGCAUACAGAGAGCGGCGGUGA
Effrenium voratum is the source of this 2508-nucleotide messenger RNA. Lineage: Eukaryota; Dinophyceae; Suessiales; Symbiodiniaceae. The record is from the annotation of a GenBank genome assembly.